This is a messenger RNA of Symbiodinium necroappetens, 3140 nucleotides long. The record is from the annotation of a GenBank genome assembly. NCBI's taxonomy places the organism in Eukaryota, Dinophyceae, Suessiales, Symbiodiniaceae.
GCUCCUACGACACCGGUGCCGUGCCCGAGAUCGGCGCCCGCGUUUCUCAUGGCACUUCGGGGCCUGAAGCCCCCCAGCCUUACGGCCCCAUCGUUGCUGAGCGUGUCGUUCUUCAUGGGAAGGGGCAGUGGGAUUUGGCCCGGUUCUCAGGUUCCCUGGCACCGGUGCUCCCUGUGCCUCCUUUGCUGCUGAAGACAAGGGCGAGCUACUUCGUCUUUGCCGGAUCUGGGAUGCUUCGGGGCUCCUUUCUCUCGCCCCCGGGCCGCUUCCCGAGAGGGCCCUCACUCGCGUUUUCGGCGCGUUCAAAUCCCCAGAAAAGCAGAGGCAAAUCGGAGACCGCCGAGGGCAGAACUCAUGGGAGGCUAGACUUUUGUGGCCCCAGCCGCUUCCUGCCCACCGGCGCCCUUCUCGCCCGCCUUCACGUUCCCAAGGGCUUCUGCUUAAGUGGCUGCGUUACGGACAGGCGAGAUUUCUACACGCAAGCACGUGUUUCUUUUGAGCGCUCCCGGACCAAUGCGGUCGGGCCCUGCUUUCAGUUAUCGGACUUUCGCGGCCUGUCUGCCCACCUGGACUUCUGCACCAAGGCUGCCGAGAAUCAAGUGUGGGCGCUGUCUUCGUGCGAAGGGGUGCUCGACUUCCCCCCGCGUCCUUCUGUGCUCGUCUCGGACAGCCUCCCUGUUCACCCCACCUUCAAGGCCUUGCUCCAAGGUGAUGCUGGAGGAGUAGAGUUUGCAACGGGCCCCUGGAGCGGUCUCAUCAUUGAUGAUUUCUUUAGCCUUUUUGUGGAGGCUUCGGAUUUCGUUCCCGGCGGCCCCUCUGCCUCUCUUGGACUUCUCCACCGUGCCAAGGCUGCCUACACUCGUGAAGCUGUGCUGGGCUCCGAUGAGAAAGACGUUUUAGCACAGCGUGUUUUGAAGGUUGCCGGUGCAGAGAUCGACACCGAUCCCACCACCACCUCGGAUGGCCUGGCUUUGGUCGGUUACCCUGUUGCCAAGUGCGUCAUGUCUGUGCUAGACCGCGUCUUUGCUGUAAGUCGGGGCGGGCCUGCUGAGAACAUCGCCCGAGAGGCUUUGAGACCUCUACCUCGGCGUGCCGCCGGUGAGCUUCAGCUGCUUGCUGUGCUCGCCCCUGUCAUCUGCAGCAAUCUUAGCGCUGACCCUUGUGAGCGGAUCUUCGCCACCGACGCCUCUAAUACUCAUGGGGCCGUGUGUGCAAAGACUGUCAGCCCUGAGGUUUCUCUGGACUUCUGGUUGGCAUCUGAUUUCCGUGGUGCUGCGGUACACCUUGCCUCCCUCCCUCGGGGAAAAGCUGCCGGAGAUGACCCUGCUCUUUCGGCUGACGCCGUGCCUCUUCCUGCAGCCGAUGCCUUUGAACAGCUCGGUCCUCUCGACUCGGGCGUCUCCCCGCCUCCGCCUGCCAAGCCUUGGGCUUUCGACUACUACGACUUUCUUGAGGUCGGCACAAGUGGUGGCUUUGUUGCACGCCAGCUCGUGGCUGGGAACUUCUGUGUCGGCCCUUUGGUUGACCGUCGCCGCUCCAGGCAGUACGACCUAGGCAGCCUUCACCUCGCGCGUGCUCGCUCGCAGACCCCUGCCUCCUCUGACGACCUCAGGGCUCUCGCUACCUGCCUCUUGGUCUUCAGCCUUGCUGUCCGUUGGGGCCUGCCCGUCCUCCUGACUGUCCCUCGUUCCAGCUUCGCUUGGCGCUCCGGGCUUUGGGGUCGUCUUUCUAGGGUCCCCGGCGUUCGUGGACUUAAGCUGUCUGGUGCUGCCCUUGGUGUGUCGGGGCACUCCGGCCUCGCUUGUCUGAGCCAUGGCCUCGACUUGUCUGCUUUAGACCGUGACACCAGCAAGGCCUCCCGCCACGUUGUCCCGUUCUCUGGUGGCUGCUUGUGGGCAUCCUGCCCGAGCGCUGUUCGCAAGAUCGCCGGUGCUUUUGCCAAGGCCCUCCGCGCCUUGCGCCGGGAUGAGCCAGGCCCCCCGACAGGUCUCGAGAACCUCGCUGUCAACGACCUUCUCCUUAGCGAGGGCUGGUCUGUGCUGGCCGCCUGGCGCUGGUCUUCCCCAAAGCAUAUAAACGUACUCGAGGCCCGCGCUGUUGCCGCCGUCGUUCGUGACUGUGCCCACCGGGAAGGCGACACCAAGGUCACGAUUCUCGCCGAUUCCUCUGUCGCUCGGGGAGCUGUUGCCAAGGGCCGCUCCUCCUCACACCAGCUCCGACCUGUUUUGCUGAGGAUUGCCGCUUGUGCCGUCGCUGGCGGUGUGUAUCAUGGCCUUCACCACGCACCGACCAGGCUCAACAUCGCAGACGACCCUACCAGAUCGAAGCCUCUUCGAGCUGCCAGCUCUGCAUCGCUCCUUUCCUCGCCUUCGCUUUGCUGCAGUGAGCUUUUGGGUUUCUCUUCCCUCUCCUCCGCUUCCGCUGGCUGGGUUCGGCUCUCCCUUCUUCUGGCCCUUAGGCGUAGUGGGGUUUCAGGUUCUAAGCUAGUGCUUGCCCUUUCCCAGCCCCUCCGAAAAGAGCUGCCCCAGCACGAGAGCAUCGAGCCUGCUCCUGCUCUGCCUUGGACCAGCAAGUGCUUUGACGCAACUUUGGGCUACCCUGGAGAGGGCCCUUUACAGCCAAGGCACGCAAAGGAUGAGGGUAGCCAACGAGAGCGCGCUCGCAGCACGCUGCCCGAGGGCCGGCCGAUCCUACAACGCACAACUGCAAAUAGGGAGCACCUCGUCAAGAACCUCGAGGCAUGGUUGCGUGGACGAGGUGUUUCGGCUGAGUCUUUUUGGACUGCUCCGGCAGAGCAGGUCGCAAAUCUCCUUUCCGUUUAUGGGAGGGAGCUUUUCGACGCUGGCUUUCCUUAUUGGCAUUACGCUGAGACUAUAAACUCAGUGUCCGGCAGGCGCCCUGCGAUUAGGCGCCAGAUGCAGGGCGCCUGGGACCUCGCUUUUUCCUGGAUGACCCUCGAGCCGCACACGCAUCACACGGCAAUGCCAUCAGUAGUGCUGCUCGCGCUGCUGACGGUUUGUCUGGUUUGGGGAUGGCGCUCAGAGGCCGGGAUUUUUGGUUUAAGCUGGGGAGCGCUCUUGCGCAUAGGACAGCCAGGCAUCAAGCUGCAAAGCUGGAGCCGCAAGACCUCGUCCUGUUAG